Molecule: messenger RNA, 2289 nt
Organism: Lycium ferocissimum
Lineage: Eukaryota; Viridiplantae; Streptophyta; Magnoliopsida; Solanales; Solanaceae
Product: protein ROOT PRIMORDIUM DEFECTIVE 1-like
Exons: 2
Coding region: 8-1231 (407 amino acids)
Molecular function (GO): RNA binding
Source: RefSeq, a predicted model, not a curated record
ACCAACCAUGCUGACUCAUCUCCUCCAAAAACUAAACCACAAACCACCCACCAUCACCACCAUCCUCCUCCGCCAUAAAACCACUUCAUCCGAAUACGUAUCUUCAAGAAACCGUGACCCAACUUUCGAAAAACUAAUGGACAAAUACAAAAACCUCUUUAAAGUCAUCUCAAUUCAAGACCUCAUCCUCGGCACCACAACCACCACUAACGCCGUCUCCAUCGACUUCCUCAACCGUUUAUCCCAACGCCUCCAUCUCAACCGUGGUGCCACUCAUUUCCUCCGUAAAUACCCACACAUUUUCCACAUUUUCCAUCACCCCACAAAACUACAACCUUAUUCUACACUCACACAAACUGCACUUAAUAUCACUCAUCAAGAAGCUGCAGCUAUUAAUGCUGAUUUGCAAGUUGUGGUUGACCGUUUAGUUCGUUUGUUGUCGAUGUCGUUGACUAAAGAAUUGCCCCUUAGAGCUAUUUUUAAGGUUUUUAGGGAACUUGGUUUGCCUGAUGAUUUUGAGGAUAGUGUAAUCUUGAAAAGAUCUGAUCUUUUUGCGGUUCUUGAUAGUGGGAAUGAACCAAACACUCAUGUGUUGAAACUUGUUGGGGAUGUAGAGAAGGGGGAGUUAGUUGCAGCUGUUGAUGAUUGGAGAGUAAUGGAAUGUUGUAAAGAGGAUUGUGGGGUUGAUAGGAAUGAGAUUUUGUAUAGUUUUAAGCAUAGUUACCCACCAGGGAUGAAGUUGAGGAGGAAUUUUAAGGCAAAGGUUAAGGAAUGGCAACGGUUGAAGUAUGUAGGGCCGUAUGAGGCGGUGGAGAUUCGAGAGAAGAGGAAGAAGAGUAAGAUUGGGAUGAUGGAGAUGGAGAAGAGGGCGGUUGGGAUUGUGCAUGAGUUUUUGAGUUUGACGGUUGAGAAAAUGGUCGAGGUAGAGAAGAUUAGUCAUUUUAGGAAGUGGUUUGGGAUUGAUUUGAAUAUAAGGGACUUGUUUUUGGAUCAUCCAGGGAUAUUUUAUCUGUCGACGAAAGGGUAUAGACAUACAGUGUUUUUAAGGGAGGCUUAUGAAAGGGGAUGUUUGAUUGAACCAAAUCCAGUGUAUGAGGCUAGAAGGAAGCUUCUUGAUCUUGUUAUUUUGGGACGACGUGGGUUGUCUAGAGGUCAUUCUGAGCCAACGGGUGUGAGCCAGGGUGAAGACGGUGGUAUUGAAGAGGUGAAGACUGAUUCAGAUGAAGAUUGAAUUACCGAGAGCUUGCAGCCCUACCUUAAAUGCAGGAUGCUAUGCAAUUGCUAAAGGCCCUGAUGAAAAGGAUCAUAGAAGUCAAGAAGUGUUGAACAAAAUGGAGGGAGCUGUGUAACAUCUGCAUUAGCAGAGACCAUCAUCAGCAAGAAUAAAUUAUCCUCCAAGUAGUAUAGAGACCUGCGUCUGAGAAAAAGGUCGAGUCUCCUUUACUAAUUACAAAUGUAACACCAAGACGUGCUUCAUUGAAAUGGAUGAUGACCUGUGCAAGUUAGCAAGUGAAUGUUUAAUUGAUAUUUUAAGAGAGUUGCUUGUCAUUAGAAUUUGUGAUCUUUGGCUGAAGCAGAGGCUGUAAUGCUUGUAGUGCCCUGCUUUCUGAACUAUGUGUGACUCUGUUUGGUUGUCACAAAUCUACUUAGCCAACGUAGAUACCAGCUCCACUUGUAACUUCUAGAAGCUGAUGUGAAGGGAGUCUGAGCCUUAGUGUAUCAUUUGGAAAAGGAAGUACAGAUCCUGCAUGAUUUGGGGUGAGGAGCAAUUCAGAUGGAUACUUGAGCAAGUGUCGGUGAGUAUCUUACUUUGCUCACAAAUAAUCAUGGUCACUUAGGUAUUAUGCUCUGCAUGUUGUGUUGUACUUUACUCUCAAAUCCUAGCAGAGACAAAACCAUGGGUGUUUUUGUCCAUCUGCCUAAGCCUUGAUACCUUUGCCGGCAGGAGGUAGCAGGUACCUAGUGAGAUGGUCGAGGUGCAUGCAAGUUAUUUCGGACACCACCUUUGGGUCUUUCUUCCCUCCUUUUUAUGUCUGAGUUGAGACGUAAGCUGAUAUUACUUGAAGAAGAAUGUAAACUAAAAUUUUGGAAUUUGAUUUUGGAAGGAUGCAACAUAUGAUACACCCCCUAGGAGUUAUUUGUUAUAUUUCCUAUAUUUGAUAUUCCCCCUCUUCCAUUCCAUUUUCAUAGCAUGCUUUCAAUUAGUCUGUGUUCUUUCAGUCUCUUACAUUCAGCUUUCUUAUAAACCUUCAAGAGUAGCAGAAUUCGUGUUGCCACUUGCCAGGAUAA